Messenger RNA from Strongylocentrotus purpuratus (purple sea urchin), 1406 nucleotides. RefSeq lists its product as uncharacterized. Bases 13 to 534 code for a protein of 173 amino acids. NCBI's taxonomy places the organism in Eukaryota, Metazoa, Echinodermata, Echinoidea, Camarodonta, Strongylocentrotidae. The transcript has 3 exons. The record is from RefSeq and is a predicted model, not a curated record.
ACAAGGUUGGUGAUGGGAGACGGUCGUAUAAUGACAGAACAGUUCGAGUACAUUCAAGCCAGCAAUACCCUUCUUAUCCACACUCCACCCAGUAACUUCAGUGGCUACUCUCGGGCUACCGUAGCAUUGGACUACGAUCGGUCCCUGGUCUUUGUCAACAUACACGAUGAAAACAUCUGCAUUGCAUUCCCAUGGCCUGCAGAAAUGGCUAACAACCUGCAAAAGUUCAUGUCGGAAGAGGGCGAGCAAAAUGAGGGUGAAGUGCUUGACAUCGUUGCCCGAGAGUUGACCGACAUGAACUUUGUGAACGUUGGCGAGAUCCCCGCCGGUUUCCUACAAGGGUCCAGCGGUACAACCGUCGGGGCCCUUUGCGCUGGGAGAGCCAGUUACUGGUUAGAGGACAACACCGUUGCAUCCAGACAACGAAGAUUAGCUAGAGCUACAGUAACUGAUAUUAUUAUCAUCUGUUGGCCUGAGUGUUGUAUUGUCAUCGAACUUGAGCCGUUAGGGCCGGUGGGACCUGGACCUCUUUAACGCAGUCUUUUAAUUCGGAGGAGUGGAAAUCUAUUUCAUUUAUUUAGGGAUCACAUUAGGGAUCACCUCGCUAGCUCGAUCGUUUUGGAGUUGAUUUCCAUAUAAUAAUAGAUAUAAUAAUAUAAUAAUAAUCCACUUCAAAGUAGUGAUUUUAAUUUCUCUUUGAGAGUGGAUUCCACUCUUUUGAGCGUGGAUUUUCACUCUUAAAUGAAAUCAUCCCUAAAAGACUCCUUAAAGAGUGAAUUUCUUCACUGUACAUUUUAGAAAGUAUAUUGCCAGUUUACCUCAAUGCAUUUUGUAUGUGCCUACUGAAAACAGAACUGGAGAAAUGAAAGUUCACAGUUUUACCUUAUUUUUUACUAUAGCUACAAUUAUGUGGGUGAAAAAACAGGUGGCUCUUGCGAUCAUGUGAAACUCAAUGUCGAGUAAAAAAAAAAAAAAAAGUAACUAUUGCAUUAGUCUUGUAUUCAAAAUUUAUUUUUCAUUUGCUAUUUACAGUUUAAUACAGUAAAUCAAUGGAGUUACACUUACUUUUAUAGCAUAUUCAUUCAUUCUUUACGCAAUCACAAUAAAUUGAUAAAAACCUUAUUUCUAUUUGCGUCAUCUGAAUUCCAAACAAAAAUAGAUUAGUCAAAUCUAAAGAAAAUAGUAGUUUUUUGUACAUGUAUUCGAUGGGAAGUCCGACACCAAAAAUGUAAUAGAGAGCUUGGAACUUGUAUUUAUAAUAUCGUAAUAUUUCAACUCUUAUUUCAGUUCGAUCGUUGUAACUUCGAAGUGGAUUAUUUUGGUGUUGAUAUAAUCAUGUAUGAUACUUGUUGAAAGUUUCGUUAAUAGAAAUAAUAGUUUAAUAAUUGUAAUUUUUAAAUAAAUAA